Molecule: messenger RNA, 2428 nt
Organism: Capsaspora owczarzaki ATCC 30864
Lineage: Eukaryota; Filasterea; Ministeriida; Capsasporidae
Exons: 4
Coding region: 32-2299 (755 amino acids)
Biological process (GO): nuclear pore organization
Cellular component (GO): spindle pole body; nuclear pore transmembrane ring
Molecular function (GO): protein-macromolecule adaptor activity
Source: RefSeq, a predicted model, not a curated record
AUUCGGAACGCGGAUUCACUUCUGAAACGCCAUGUCCUCAGUUCCAGACUUCAGUCUCCAGCCGCCAGACACGCGGUGGUUUACAGAGCGAGUGCUCUACGCACGCGCGAUUGCCGCUUACGUCUGGUUUGCCUGCCUCAUGGCGCCGCUGUGCCUCGCUGUGAACGCCGUGCUGUGGCAGUAUGGCCCCUUGUACCCAUGGGCAACCAUCUAUGAUGCGAUCGCGGGCGUCAUCUCGCUCGAGUCGCGCUUCUUGAGCCAGCUGGUUGGCCUCCUCUGCUUCCAGUUGCCCUUCUUUGCGACCGUCGGUGGGUUUAUCGCAAGCAUCGUCCGCACGGUGGCGAGCCUGUUCCCAAUCGAAUACGUUGCUGGCGGCAUUGCGGCGAUCGUGCUCAACGCAGCUCUGGCGACCGUCCAGCUGUCGCUGUUCUCUGUGGCACCGACGGUUCGGUCGACAACGCUGCGAAAUACGGCCCUCUUGCUCCACCCUGCGCGGUUGGCGUUUGCCCUACUGCAUGGUGUUGUUGCCAUUGUGACUGCGUGGAUGUUUUAUGCAUCGUUGGAUGUGCCUCUUGUUGACGAUCGCCUGGUCGAGGCCAUCACUGUGCACGGCGUGGUUGAGACGUCCAACCCGGAGCCGCAGUCGAUCGAGGAUUUGGAUGCCGUGCACGAGUACUAUCACACCCUCGACGCCAACAGCCUUCUGCUGUUCUUUGCAGCGUUCUUGCUCGGCCUGGUGCACACCUUUUUGUUUUUCUCCAGGCAGCAGCAGCAGGUCACAUUCCCGCUGCUGUCCCAGCGACGAAUUUUUGCCAUCAAGGCGAGCCUGGGCACCAGCUUUUUCGAGGCACUUGGUGUGACCUUUUUCGUGCUGUUGGGUGUGUAUCUGCUGUUUGGAUUGUUUGGUCGCACGAUUCUGAGCCUGCUCUUCAGCACUCGCUUCGUCCCCCGGUACCUGUCCAUGUACAGCGCCGCCUACGUGCCUCUGGGCCACGACGGCUCCGUCGGAGUUGUCCUGGACCACAUGACCCUUUCCAGCCCUCUCCUCUUCCUGCGAACAUGGCUGCUCGUUCUUACGCCGAUCGUCACCCUGUGGAAUCUUCGGCAAGCACUCUUCAACAUUUUCCUCAGCCAGCCGCUGCCCUUCCCGCUUGUCGCGCAGGAUGCCAGCGAGCGAUCUCAGACCAUUUUGGCGGGUUUGGCCGCUGCACGCAACCCUGCGCCGACACCCGGUGGCCGUCCUACCAACGAGACGGGCGAUGGUAUUGGCCGCGCGACGGCGGACAAUUCUCGCGCUCUCUUGCGUCUUUUGGCGUUCCAAGAUCUUGUUCGGCAAUUGUCUCAGUCGGACGAGGCUCGUGAGGUUGUGUACCGCGCGGGGCAGCCUUCCGCAUCGCUUGGCAGCACGUCGUCUGGCCCGACGCUCAUCAAGCGUCUGGUGGCCGAAUGCACGCUUGUUCUUGCCACGCUGUCGUCAAAGUUGGCCGCUACCUUGCCCAUGUCGAGCAACGGCGCCAACGACGACUUUGACGAGUUUGCGGCCAAGGUGGCCGCGCUUGACGAGGUUCCUGAAACGGCCGCCGCAGCCGCCCCAGCGCAACCCAGUCUCCUGCUUUCGACAGAGGAGCCAUUUGGACUCUGGGCGCUAAUCAACUCCAUCAUAACGCCUCGUCGUUGGCUGCGAGAACUGUGGCAGGGGAUGUCGUCGCAACCAGCGCCACGCUUCUUGCUUGCGCCCGUGCCCCCACCACGGCAAGUCACAUCGCCCUUCCAACUAACAAGGCCGCCGCCAGCCGCACAACCGCAGCAGCCAUCCGAGUCAUUCUUCUCCAAGCUACGGCCGUCGUUCCUGGUCGGGCUAGCGUGGGCUCGGUGGUACAAGUUUGUCAAUCUGCUCGCAUCGUCGUCAUGGACGGCGUUUGCACGGCAAGAGCCUCAGCAACUCAAGGUGGCCGUUCUCUUCUCAGAGCUCCAACUCACCCUGUUUGCAGCCGAGGCGCUUUCAUUCAUUGCGUGCCAUGCCCUGGACGAAGAUAGCGUUGGAGGGUCGCGCGAGCAAAUUGUGCCAAUCGUCGUGUCUCUUCUUGAUUUGCUGAACAGCGUUGAGACCCAGGGCCGCGCCGCGCUCGUUCGAUUGCAAGGUUCUGGUGCGUCACGGCAGCACCCACUGGCAAUGAGCAAUUGUUUGAAAACAUGUCUGUACCGCAUCACACUUGCGUUUGGAGAUUCUAUUUUGCAGUAUGAUCUCCCGCGCACACACUCUCAGCGGCUGCAGCCGUUUUUGGAGUUCCGCGAGUAACAGAAGGACCUGGGCACUCUACGCCAUUGGGGGUGACGAGAUUUAGUUGUCAAAUGGUUGUAAUGGCUGUGAUGAAUGUGAUGAAUGUGUGGAUGUACUUAUCAAAGAAACAAAGAAAAAGAAACCGGA